Messenger RNA from Adineta ricciae, 5928 nucleotides. The record is from the annotation of a GenBank genome assembly. NCBI's taxonomy places the organism in Eukaryota, Metazoa, Rotifera, Eurotatoria, Adinetida, Adinetidae.
AUGAAACAAGCGAAUGAAAAUCCUUUAGCAUGCAAUGGACAUCCGGAAGAUUUAGGUAAAACACGUAAAGAUUCGGAUAAUGAUGAUUCAGCAACAAAUACAAGUUCAACAUCGUCCAUCAAUGAUGUGCCGUUAAAUAAUUGCCCUAAUACAUCAUCGUCGUCAUCGUCCAAUUUGAAUACAAGUGAAGUAACAACAAAUCCAGAUAGUGCCAAUGAAUUAGUUGUUCUACCUGAAGUUUCAUUUAAUAUUCGAAUUCAAUCAUCAGGCUUAGAAGUUUUCGACUUACCCGUCACAUCGAGUGAACUUGUUCAAGAAAUCCAUCAAGUUCUAAUGGAUAAAGAAGAAACAUGCCAUCGAACGUGUUUCUCUUUACAACUCGACGGUGUUAUUUUGGAUAACUUCACUGAAUUAAAAAAUAUCGAGGGAUUAAAAGAAGGAAGUUUAUUAAAAGUUGUCGAAGAACAAUAUACCGUCCGUGAAGUACGAAUUCACGUACGACAUAUCAAUGAAUUGAUUCAUUCAUGUGAUUUGAACGAUUUAUACAACGGCACAAAUGGUUAUUCAUUAUGUCUUGUUAAUGAUAUAACUAGUAAUGAUACACCAGCAGCAUCCGCACCGACUGAUCGAAAGAAAGGCGCUGAUAUGAACGAAAGCGAUACCAAUGUCCCUGAAUAUCUUCUACCAAAUCAAAACAACAUUCUCCUUACACCGCUAUUCUCAACGAAUAAUAAAGUCAAUCGAUUGCAAUGUCUGAAAGUUUUCGCAUAUAGCGGCUGGAAUCCACCAAAUGGUUCAAGAAAACUACAUGGUGAUCUCAUGUAUUUACAAGUCACAACGUGCGAAGAGAAAUCUUUUCAUAUCACAGCAUGUACGAAAGGUUUCUACGUCAGUCAAACAACAGAGGAAAAAUUUCUUCCUAAACCGGUGCAACCCAAAGCUAUUUUUCAUUCACUUGUCGAUCUAUUGAACAGCUUAAGUCCAGCAUUCAAGAAGAAAUUUGCUGCUAUUCAACGUAAGCGUUGUACAAAACAUCCAUUCGAACGUAUUCAAGUACCAUACCAAAUUCAUCCAUGGUUAUCACCACGUUUCGAACAUACAAUGGAUCACUUCCGAGCUGAAGAUGCAAACAUUAACAAACUUGGCCAUGAAGAUCACAUACCCGGUCAAGUGCGUGAUUGGAAUGAAGAAUUACAAAUAACCAAAGAAUUGCCGAAGAAAACUUUACCAGAAAGGCUGAUCCGAGAGCGUGCAAUGUUCAAAGUUCAUAGUGAUUUCGUUUCAGCAGCGAUUCGUGGUUGUCAAGCAGUUGUUGAUGGAAACAUCAUGGCAAUUAAUCCUGGUGAAGAAUCUAAAGUUCACAUGUAUAUUUGGAACAAUAUGUUCUUCAGUCUCGGCUUUGAUGUUAAAGAGCAUUACAAAGAUUUCGGUGGUGAUGCAGCUGCUCAUGCUGCCCCGACGAAUGACUUGCAAGGUGUUCGUGCGAUCAAUACAUUAGAUCUCGAUGGUUUACACACAUUGGGUACUAUCGUUGUCGAUUAUCGCGGCAUGCGUGUAACCGCCCAGUAUAUUCUCACGGAUGAACAUCGCAUCUAUACAUCAUUAAUUGCGGAAUUGCCACGUCUUGAACGUGUAAUUCGAACGAAACAAUCGAACUUAUCUCAGUUACAAACUCGCCUAUCGAAAGUGGAAAAACGCUUAACGAAAUAUUCCUGGCAUUUGAAUCGUUUAAUCAAAACAAUUCGUCGUAACACCCAAGAACAAAAACAAAGUUCACGUUUCAAUUCAUUUGACUUCGAUUUUGAUCGAAAUCAAAGCAAAUUUCUCGUCUAUUUCCACUUCACCAAUAUCUCAGAAGAUCUUGACCUUCAUAGCUCACACGAAUUUCAUUCCAGAAUUCGCCAAAUCCAAAGUCCUUAUAUAACAUUCAAUGAGAGUGAAGCGUACUUACAUGUAGUUUAUCUUCCAAUUCGAUCAAAUAAACAAAACAUAUGUUACAAAAAUAUUCUCGAUGAAAAAUAUUUCGUCCUGUAUGAAUUUACCGGUGGUAUUAACGAACAGUUUGAUGAACAAUGCUUUCAAGGAAAGUUUUUAUUAGUCAAGUUUUUCACACAAUUUGAUGUUGAUACUGACCAUUUACGUUGGAAUGAGUUCCCACAAACGUCAAUCGGCAUUCUUUAUCUCGACAGAAAUGCCACCAAAUCUCGGAAUGAAUUCGAUCGAUUGCAAAGCAAUUAUAACGUCACUGUUGAGUGUUCUGAUGUAACCUGUCUUUUCAGUAAGAAUCUUUCUAUGGUAUCGAUCAUCUGUCCUCCAUUGUAUUCGAUUCGAAUCCACAACCAAUUUUAUGAAUUGUUCUUUCAUCUACUCUCUGAACAAAUCGAUCUUCUCGUUCCAACUUGCCAGUACUAUCUCCCAUAUUCAAAAGUUAUCGAUUAUUCGCGUAAAUCAACGCCAACCAGUCUCGCUUGGCUAUACGCAAUCUACUUCCAAACAUUCGAACAUCGUCUUCAUACAUUAAUCGCAUAUUUACGUACUUUGUAUCGUCAACCAGCACUGGCCAAGCCAUCAAAAUUUGUUGAAGUUAAAACUCGAUUGAUCAGAGAAGACAACUUUUAUUAUUUAAUCCAUGAACGACACAUAAAUUUCACUCAAAUGCCAAUUGGGAUUAUGGAUGGCAUAAGUUUUCAGUCGUACCACAAAUCGUCCAUAGUUUACGAGCCAACAUUGUACGAUCAAUGGAACCGUUUGUAUCAACCAUUUUAUCGCUCAAAUACUCAAACGAAUCCAUUUGAAAGCAUAUCACCCGAAGAGCAAUACACCAUUCUGAUUUUAACAUACAAACAACGUUUCUAUCAACUGAAUCGUCUGCUAUUGCAUUUGAAUGGUUUAAUCAAUCUUCACCGUAUCGUUGUUUUAUUCAAUCAGAUCGAUCCGAUGGGUUCACCAUCACAGACAAAUUUCACAUUAGAAGAUUUUCUCGGCGAUUAUCACGUUUAUCUACCAUCGAUACACGUGGAAAUUGUUUAUCUGUUCAAUCUACCCAAUGAUUUGAACAAUCGUUUUCGUCCUUGGAAUGAAUUCAUUCAAACCGAUUGUAUUCUAUCGUUAGAUGACGAUAGUUUUCUUCGACACGAUGAAAUCGAAUACGGUUUUCGCGUUUGGAAGGAAAAUCCUUCUCGUUUAAUCGGUUUCAUCUCGCGUUCACAUCGAUCGAACACAUUGCAAUACGACACUUCACCUUCGCAGUGUAUCUACUCAAUGAUUCUAACGGGAGCCGCCUUCUUACAUCGUUGGUAUUUGGAUUUCUAUACGCAUGUCAUGUCGAAGCAAAUUCGUGAUUAUGUCCAAAGAAAAAUGAAUUGCGAAGAUAUCGCGAUGAAUUUUCUCAUCAGUUAUUUGACAAAUCAAACGCCGAUGAAGAUUGGCCAUCGCGAAACAUUUCACUGCUAUAAAUGUCAAGAAAGUCUAUCGAAUAAAGUGACUCACUACCAACAACGAACUGAAUGUAUUCUCGAAAAAGAACAAGAACAGAGCGUCGUGUAUGGCUCGACAGAUUUCGGUAAAACUUGUACAACCAAUGAUAAAUACAAAGAACUAUUGGAUAAAGUAUCGACAAUGCUUAAAAUUAAACCACAUGCAGUGAAAACCGAGAAAGGAGAGGUUGUGGAUCUGUUGACAGCUGUAGAAUGUAAAGGAAUCGUUGGUAAUGAUGGAAGACAUUAUUUGUUAGAUUUAUUGCGUAUGACUCCACCGGAUUUGAAUUAUUUACCAGUCGAUGUCGAACAUCUGUCACCGGCGAUGAAACAACUUGAGUAUCCGAAAACGUACAAACAUCGUCUAUGCUGUUUAAGACAAGAAUUAAUCGAUGCUUUCAUCGAACAAAAAUACGUGGAUUUCUAUCGUUCGAUUGCACUCAAUCUAUCGAAAUUACGAUCAGCUGAAUCAACAUCAAAUGAAAAUGCUGAACGAACAAAUGUUGAAGAAGCUAAACGUAUUGUCAAUGAAAUCAGUGUUGAAGAUAAUAGUCGAGAAAUCAUUCAAUCCGCAUGUCGUUCGAUUGGAUCUGUGAAAGACAAUGAAUUCGAUGUUCGUUUCAAUCCAGAUUUAUUUCAACCACAUGUCACAUUAAACCAAACAGCAGCAGAAACAGCAGCAGAUAUUAAAUUACUCAAAGAAGCUGCUGAAUAUUUAGUAUUGAAACAAAUUCCAUUAAUGAUUCAGGAUUUUCAAGAUCAUUCAUCUGUACCUGUUGAUGGCGAAAGCCUUUCCGAAUCUAUGCAUUCAAGAGGUAUCAACAUGCGAUAUCUUGGCCGAGUUGCUGAUCUUCUCGCUCAACAAUCGUCUCUCAUCUAUCUUUAUGAAAUUGCUGUCACUGAAAUUCUCUGUCGAAGUGCUAAACACGUAUUUCGUGCAUAUACUCAAUCCGUUCCAAUUCAUUUAUUAUCAUUUUCAAUCAGUCAUUUUCUCAAUUGUUUGCUUACAGUUAUAUCAUCACCUGUGUCUGAUUAUUCAUUUGAUGAAUUUGCAACAUCGACAUCGACGACGAGCACAUCGAGCGGAUCACUAGCCAAUUCAACGAAUACUACUUCUCAAAAACCAAACAAUAAGAAGAAAAAUAAAAAACAACAACAGCAGCGUAAACAUAAUCCAACAAUGAGAAAUGAAUCGAUGGAAUUUUCGUCGUUAACUUCGAAAUUACUCUGGAUACAGUUGACUAAUGAAGCCAAAUCGAGAUAUGGUUUCGACUUAAACUGUGAUGAUAUUGAAGCUUUCGUCGACACAUAUUCUGUUCGCCGCACAUGCAUCUUACGAUCACUCUGCCUUAAGACUGGCUUACAAUUAGCCAUGCGCGAGUAUCAAUAUGAUUCAGCUUACAAAUCAUCUCGCACCAGCAACGAAUGUUUCACUGAAGAUGAUAUUGUCAAUAUUUACCCAGUUAUCAAGCAAGUUCCGCCCAAGCCAAGUGAUGCUUAUCAAUUCUUCACGACUGGACAACAAAAAAUUCAACAAGGCUUACUUCGCGAAGGUUUCGAAUUGAUUUCUGAAGCACACAAUCUAUUGAACAAUGUCUACGGCCCAAUGCACCCAGAGAUCAGCAUGUGUCUACGAUUAUUAGCACGAUUGAAUUACAUCAUGGGUGAUUAUCAAGAAGCACUCUUUACUCAACAUAAAGCUGUUAUGAUGUCUGAACGAGUCUUGGGUGUUGAUCACCCACAAACAGCAACUGAAUACAUUCAUAUGGCUUUGUAUUCAUUUGCGAAUAAUCUAUCGGUGAAUGCAGCGAAAUUGCUUUGCCGUGCGCGAUAUAUUAUAUUAACGUGCUGUGGAGAAAAUCAUCCACAAAUCAGUUUGAUCGACAGCAAUCUUGGAUUGAUCCUACAAUCGUACGGUGAUUAUGAAAAUGCACUUAAAUUUAUGGAAAAGUCGCUUGAAUUGAAUAAGACGUUCUAUGGAACGAGGAGUUUGAAAGUUGCUUUAUCACAUCAUUUAUGUGCACGUAUUCAAUCAUGUCGUGGUGAUUUCCGAUCAGCAUUGAACAGUGAACGUGAAGCAUAUCAAAUCUAUAAACUACAACUUGGUGAUGAACAUGAACGAACACGUGAAAGUGCUCAGGUACUUAAACAUUUAACUGAACAAGCUGUGGUUCUACAGAAACGAAUAAAUGACGUUGUGAAAGGACAAUUACUCGUUAUCCCAAGUUUAACCAUUCAACAGCCAAGUUUCCAGAACGUUCUCGAGAUGUUAAAUGUUGUCAAUGGUAUUCUAUUUAUUCAAAUCCGAGAAAAAGAUCUUGAUAUCAUUCGUGAAGAAAUCGCUAAACAGUCCACUGACGAUUCUCAACAGCAACCAUCCACACCUUCAGUAACAACCAUAUCCGAUGCUGCAGAACAAGCCGCAGCAUUGAUGAACAAUGAAGUUGACUAA